AUGAAGUUUUUCGGAAAAAAAGGUUCCAAGAAGCCCAACUCGGUCGAAGAGGAGGACGAAGACACCGCCAACUUUAGCGAGUCGCAGCCGCCCUCCCCAACUAAAUCGCCCACUAAAUCGCCCACCAAAUCUUCGUCAUCCCGCUCGCCGUCCAAACGCGACAAAGGCCAGCGACCCGCCUCGCCGCCGCUGCUCUCCCCUCGUGAGACCAAGCCGCGCCCCUCGCGCAGUUUUGCGCGACCAACCGACCCGGCAGCCUCAUCUUCCCGGAAGAAGAAAAUCGACCCGGACACGCACCCUCUGAACCUCCCACCCGAGCAGCGCAAGCGACUCUCUGCUCUCUCCGCCUCCGCCAUGAGCGGUCGGAAUUCAAUGGAGGUCGAGAAAGACGCCGGUGCAAGCGGCGGCGGCGGCGGGGGCGGAAUCCCGUCGUCGCCUGUCCCGCAGCAGCAACAGUCGCCGCCGCAGCAACAGCAGCAGUCGCCGAAGCCGCCAACCCCCCAAACAGGCUCCUUUACCUUCACCGUGCCUGUUCCCAAUGGAGCCGAGCCGGCGGCCGCAGAUGGGAGUGCCGACGAGGCAGUCCCUACCCCUCCCCCUCACCGGUCGCAGCCUUCUAGCCCCGUGCAGACCGAUGCCCAGCAGGCCGAGAGCUUCAAAAAUGAGGGUAACAAGUCCUUCAGGGACAAGGACUACCCGCGCGCAAUCGAGCUCUACAGCAAAGCCGUCGACUUGCAGCCUGAUUCUGCAACCUACCUAGGCAACCGCGCUGCGGCUUUCAUGUCUGCGAACAGAUUCAGCGAGGCUCUGGAGGAUUGCAAGCGGGCGGCAGAUCUUGACCGUAACAAUCCAAAGAUUUUGCUGCGUUUGGCUCGCAUCUACACCAGCCUUGGCCUGCCUGAGGAGGCAGUUGCUACUUUCAACCGCAUCCAGCCACCCCCCUCGGCCAAGGAUAUGGCCCCCGCCAAGGAGAUGCUCCAUCACAUCAAGUCGGCAAAAUCAGCCCUCAAGGACGGAACUGCCUCAAUGGUCCUCUAUCCUCUCAACCAGGCCACUGCACUUCUUCCGUUUGGCGCCCCCAAGCCGAGGAAGUGGCAGCUAAUGCGUGGCGAGGCGCUUCUCAAGAUGGGCGAUGUUAACUCGCUCGGAGAAGUCCACAACAUUGCAAUGCCGCUCUUGACAAACAACAGCCAGGAUCCCGAGGCGCUCGUACUUCGUGGCCGCGCGCUGUAUUCGCAGGGCGAGAAUGACAAGGCCAUAGCGCAUUUCCGUAAAGCCAUCAACUGCGACCCCGAGUUCAAGGAUGCGAUCAAGUGGCUCCGGAUCGUUCAGAAGCUCGACAGAAUGAAGGAAGAUGGCAAUGCCGAUUACAAGGCAAGGCGAUGGCAGGAUGCGAUUGACAAGUACACGGCCGCUCUGGAAAUCGAUCCGGCAAACAAGGGGACCAACUCCAAGAUCCUCCGGAACAGGGCCCUGUGCCGUAUUGAGUUGAAACAGUACGACGAGGCCGUCCAGGACUGCGACAAGGCUGUCAGCAUGGACUCAACAUAUAUCAAGGCUCGCAAGACCAAGGCCAACGCCUUGGGCCAGGCCGACAAGUGGGAAGAUGCCGUCCGCGAAUGGAAGUCCAUCCAAGAGUUGGAUCCGGAGGACCGGACUAUUGCCAAGGAGAUCAGAAAGGCUGAGCUCGAGCUCAAGAAGUCGCAACGGAAGGACUACUACAAGAUUCUAGGUAUCGACAAGAAUGCCACGGAGAACGAAAUCAAGAAGGCUUACCGAAAACUCGCCAUUGUCCACCACCCGGACAAGAAUCCCGGGGAUGAGACUGCCGAAGCUCGCUUCAAAGAUAUCAGCGAGGCGUACGAGACACUGAGUGAUCCACAGAAACGCGCCCGAUUUGAUAGCGGCGACGACCUCGCCGACAUGUCGGACAUGUUUGGCAGCGGCGGCAUGCAUGGACAUGGCGGAAUCGACCCAGAGAUCAUCUUUUCGAUGAUGAGUCAGGGGGGCGGCUUCGGUGGUGGCGGCGGCUUCGGAGGAGGCCAGGGAUUCAACUUCAACGAGCGCCAGCCCCCGAGACGAGGCGGCUUCCAAGGUUUUCAUUACUCAUGA
Messenger RNA from Lasiosphaeria miniovina, 2112 nucleotides. RefSeq lists its product as uncharacterized. The transcript has 3 exons. The record is from RefSeq and is a predicted model, not a curated record. The coding region runs from base 1 to 2112 and encodes 703 amino acids. Lineage: Eukaryota; Fungi; Ascomycota; Sordariomycetes; Sordariales; Lasiosphaeriaceae. Gene Ontology annotation, molecular function: protein binding.